Messenger RNA from Acanthaster planci (crown-of-thorns starfish), 5572 nucleotides. RefSeq lists its product as uncharacterized. Gene Ontology annotation, biological process: protein phosphorylation. Gene Ontology annotation, molecular function: protein serine/threonine kinase activity; ATP binding. The record is from RefSeq and is a predicted model, not a curated record. NCBI's taxonomy places the organism in Eukaryota, Metazoa, Echinodermata, Asteroidea, Valvatida, Acanthasteridae.
CUGCGCUAAUCCACUGCAUGAUUGGUACAAGGCUUGCAGUAACACUAUGGCCUGGCUACUUGCUAGUUGUCUAACAUGACUCGCUCACAGGAUGACUGGCUAGUUGGAAGGCUGAUUGGUUCACAAGAUGACUGGCUAUGCUGAUAGGCUGACUGGUUCACAAGAUGACUGGCUGGUUGGUUGCCUGACUGAUACAUGUCGGCUGGUUGGUUCAUUUGUGCGCCCUGGGUAGGAUGAUAACUAGGUGUCUUCCAUGUUUGAUCUGUCAAACAAAACUGCAGUAAAAGUCCAUAACUGAGGGCAUAUUCUGAUGGUAAAAUGAUUUAAGGACCUGAAAUCCUGUUUUUGCUAUAGAACCUUUCUCAAUUUGCUGCAAAUUGUAACACUCAAGGCCCUUACCCACAGAUUGUUCAAGCAGUGUCUCUGCCAUGCCACAGUGCUGUCACACACUCAGUAUUUCCCCUUUACUUUUCAAGCAACAAACACGGAAUCCCCCAGGAGAUAGCCACAAGCUCCAAGAUACAUGUACAUAAAGCAGCACCCACUGUGGUUUACGCAGUAUUCCACAGAUACAGAUUAAAGAUCUCCCUUUCUAUUUUGAUUCACUUAGACUCUUUCCCCUUCCUUAUGAUCCUGCCCAUGUGGCUGGUCUUUCAGUUCUAACGACACAGACGUGUGUUACAACAAGGACAAUCCCUACUCUAACAGCAGGGGUAGGACCGGUCCAAGUACAAUGGGCCAGUGCACUCGUGCAGUCCCUUGUUCAUUCAAGCAUGAAGACAUGAAUUACACAGCAACCCCCAAAACUAUUUAUAGACCAGGCCAGGGGAUGACGUGUCUUUUUUCCCAGUGCCACGUUACUUUCAAAAGCAGACUUUCUGUUUUGCAUCAAACAGACAAACUACUUAAUUUUUCCCCCCAACAGUGUGAGUGAUUGAUUUUCCUGGGACUUCACAAGAGGUGAGGACAUUGCCACAGGUAUUUUGAUGGAAACACCCACGUGUUUCUACACCAUUAUUAAACCAGAAAAGAUUUCAUUUGAUGCUGAGAUUAGCUCAGUAGCAUCUAAAAAUAAAGUGUUCCGGGCAACAUGGCGAGCGCCUUCAGGAAAGCAGACAGUCGCUGCAAAAUGCUGCAGUCGUUUUCAUGAGGAGGAAGUACUGAUUAUGGCAAGGAUGAACCACAAAAAUAUCAUCAAGCUCUUGGGGGUUGUCAAGCCUGCUUCACUGAAGGAGAAUUACAUUAUUGUAACCGAAUAUGCUGAGAGGGGUUCUUUGUACAAUGUCAUUCAACAACACCGUGAGAACUGGCCAGAGUUUAGGCAGAAUUAUUCGAUGAGAUUGGCCCAGGAUGGUGCCAGGGCUCUGCAGUACAUUCAUGACACCAAGUACCAACACGGGGAUGUCAAAUCACCCAACUUCCUUGUCACCAGUGAAGAUGUACUGAAGAUUUGUGACUUUGGCAUAUCCAGGCAAUGUGAAUAUACAAUCAGUACAGUCACUAAUAGAGGGUCCUACCCAUGGAUGGCACCAGAGGCCCUUGGUGAUGUAGGCACUAUAUAUGAUUCUUCUAGUACUAGCUCCAGAAAACCGUGCAAGGUCACAACCAAAUCAGAUGUCUAUUCCUUUGGUGUUGUCAUUUGGGAGCUGAUAUCUGGUAAGGCCCCCUAUCCUGACAAACAGUUAUAUUACAUUUGCAAAGCUGUAGUGGAGAAAGGAGAACGCUUGGAGAUUCCACAUGAUUGCCCUGAACACCAGCAAAUAAGUGAUCUUCUAAAUAAAUGCUGGCAAGCUGACUACGUACAAAGACCCAACAUGCAAGAAGUUCUUGAAAACCUCAUCUGUAUUGAGGACGGAUGGAAAAAAACAUCAGGCAAGCAGGAGGUGGACGGCAAGUGGGAAAUGUGUCAUGAGUUUGGCAAAAAGGGAAGCGGUCCAGGAGAGUUCAAUGGAGCUACGAGUAUUACUGCUACUCAAAUGAGUGACAUUGCUGUGAUAGACUGUUGUAACAAGCAAGUGGUGAUCUCCAGCAACGAGGGACAACACAAGGAGAGCAUUCCCCUACAAUCAUAUCCACUUGACAUCGCAGCCAUCCACAAUCAUGACAAUCAGUUGGUGGUUGUAGAUGACACCAAGUAUGUCAAGGUGUUCGAUAAGAAGAACAAGCUGGCCUUCCAGUUCCCCACAGUGCCACAGAGUGAGGUAGACAAGACGGAAGUGAACCUCCAGAGUGUAGCAGUCAGGAAGGAUGGCACCAUCCUAGUGGGUGAUGUGGAGAGGAUGGUGUGGACGGAGCAUAGACCCACUGAUGGUCAGCUCCUACACACCGUACCAGUGCAGACUCCACCGUACUUCCUGUCUGUUGAUCACUGCACUAAUACAGUUGUGGUCAGUGGAUUGGAAAUUAACAGAGUAAGAGUGUAUGUUGCUGCUGGCAAUGGUGCAACACUGUCUACCAUCAACCCAACUACCGAUACCAAAUGUCAACGAGUCCAGCGCUGCCGUGGUGUUUGCUGUGAUAGGUCAGGCAUUUACAUUACAGUGUGUAAUGCAGCUGAUGGCACUGGUCACAUUCACCACUAUGACCUGGAUGGUGUUUUUCUUGCUUGCCUGGCUCGAGGUCUGCAAUGCCCAUAUGGAAUCACAUUCACAUCAGACAGACAGCUGGCAAUAGCUGACUGGGAAUCAGUCAAGAUGUAUCACAAGUGGCGAACAUCUUCAAAAAAGAAGAAAGUUGCUGCAAAAUGCUGCAGUGUUUUUCACGAGAAAGAAGUACUGAUUAUGGCAAGGAUGAGUCACAGAAAUAUAAUUGAGCUCUUGGGAGUUGUCAAGCCAACUAAUGCAUCUGAAAGUCAUAUCAUUGUAACCGAGUAUGCUGAGAGGGGUUCUUUGUACAAAGUCAUUGAAAAACAUCGUGAAGACUGGCCAGAGUUUAGGCAGAGUCAUUGGAUGAGAUGGGCCCAGGAUGGUGCUAAAGCUCUACAGUACAUUCAUCAGAUGGGGUACCAACACGGGGAUGUCAAAUCACCCAACUUCCUUGUCACCAGUGAUAACAUACUGAAGAUUUGUGACUUUGGCAUAUCCAGGAAAUGUGAAUAUACCAUCAGUACAGUCACUAAUAGAGGGUCCUACCCAUGGAUGGCACCAGAGGCCCUUGGUGAUUUAAGCACUGUAUAUGAUCCUUCUAGCACUAGCUCCAGAAAACCCUGCAAGGUCACAACUAAAUCAGAUGUCUAUUCCUUUGGUGUUGUCAUUUGGGAGCUGAUAUCUGGUAAGGCCCCCUAUCCUGACAAACAGCUGUAUGACAUUUGCAAAGCUGUGGUGGAAAAAGGAGAACGCUUGGAGAUUCCACAUGAUUGCCCAGAAAACCAGCAAAUAACUGAUCUUCUAAAUAAAUGCUGGCAAGCUGAUUACGCACACAGACCCAACAUGCAAGAAGUUCUUGAAAUCCUCAUCUGUAUUGAGGAUGGAUGGAAGAAAACAGCAGGCAGGUUGGAGGUGGAGGUGGGCAAGUGGGAGAUGUGCUGUGAGUUUGGCAAAAAGGGCAGAGGUACAGGAGAGUUCGACGGGGCUCGAAGUAUUGUUGUUACUGGACCUGGUGAAAUUGCUGUGGUAGACUGUUGGAACAACAGAGCGGUGAUCUGCAGCGAUGAGGGACAACACAAGGAAAACAUUCCCCUUCAUUCAUGUACAUAUCCAUGUGACAUUGCAACUAUCCACAAUCAUGACAAUCAGUGGGUGGUUGUAGAUCACACCAAGUACGUCAAGGUGUUCAGUGAGAAAAAGCUGGUCCUCCACUUCCCCACAGUGCCACAGAGUAAGGUUGACAAGAUGGAUGUGAACCUCCAGAGUGUAGCAGUCAGGAAGAAUGGCACCAUCCUCGUGGGUGAUGUCAAGAGGAUGGUGUGGACGGAGCAUAGACCCACUGAUGGUCAGCUCCUACACACCGUAACAGUGCAGACUCCACCGUACUUCCUGGCUGUUGAUGACUACACUAAUACCGGUAGAGUUGUGGUCAGUGGAGGAGAUAAACAGAGAUUUGAUGUUGCCGCUAGCAAUGGUAAAACUCUGGCUCACAUCAAACCAACCAUCCAUGGUUGUCAAGUGCAGCACUGCUGUGGUGCGUGCUAUGGCGACUCAGGCAUUUUCAUCACAGUGAGCAAUGAGCUUGGCACUGGUCACAUUCACCACUACGACCGAAAAGGUGUUUUUCUUGCUUGCCUGGCUCAGGGUCUGUUCUUCCCACAAGGAAUCACAUUCAAAUCGGAUGGACAGCUGGCGGUGGCUGACCAGAAGUCAGUCAAGAUGUAUCAAAAGGUUUGAUGCCAUCCAAAGACCCUGACCGGCAAUCUCCAUCAUCAUCAUCAUCCCAGGAGCAAAUGUUGAUGCUGAAAGUGUACAGCCACAGCAGUACCAACUGACCCACUUUCACUGCACAUAUUCUAAAUCUAACUCCAAAACAUCCAAGCAUCACUAAUCACCCCCUUCCCUUUCUGUAAAGUCCUUCUUGCACCGUUCUCUCAAGUACCACGAUAGAAUAUCAAUGAUAUCUACUACAUUUAAAUCUAUUAUCUGCACUCACUUGUAAACCAGUCCAACGGCAUUAUACCAUAAAUCAUUAAAUGUUUCACACAUGUCGGUAACUUUGAGCAUACUAAGGCAUGUCUGUUGAUGGCAAGUUCACUACAUUGCAAGUUCUCAAAAUUUGCCAAAGACAGGAGAAAAACAAUGACUCGGCUCAGAAGAGUGGUUAAUGUGUAUAAUUUAACGAAUCUCACUGUAGGCCUAUUUAAAAAAACAAAUUGUUUACAAGUUUCAGGAGCACUUUACUGCAUCUGAGAUGUACCAUUCUUAAAAGUUUGUAGACUUUCCUUUGUACAUGUAUAAAUGCACGGUGCAUGUACAUGUAUGCUUGAGUUGCCUGUGUUUCCUUUGGUAUAUUUGCUGACAACCUUCCUAAAUCCUUCCAAAUCCUCCACUACGAGUACACGUCAGCAGGAAACCAUUGCCACAUUCUUGCAACUCUAAACUUUCAAGAAGCAUCCAUUCCAACUAGAAUUAACAGUGGCUAAGUCUGUCAAACCUUCCUGGUGGAGUUUGGGAAGAUUGGGGUUGGUUCGUAGGUGAACAGUUAUUCACUUUUAAGUUUCUUUUUGCUUUUUUCAUUUUCACAUUUGAAGAAAUUGUCAACAUACCGGUACCUUAAAUGUGUUCGGAUGUUUGGCAAAGAUGAGAAACAAUGCUUGAUAUGUUCAUUUUGUUUCUUUCUUAACUUACAUACAUAUGUACAUGUACAAGUCAUAAAUGCUCUUAUAAAUUCUACAUUAAUACUAGAAUUCUUAAAUUUGUACACUUUAUUUCCUUCAGUUUAAAACAUUUUUGAUAGUUUGAAAAAUCUUGUCGUAUUAUGUUGCUCUGUAUAAUUUUGCUUGGUUGAGCUUUUGUAAAUAUUUUUGCUUUCAUGCUUUCACUUGUCCAAAUGUCGUGGUGUUUAUCAGGAGAAGUUUAACUUGCAAAAACUGGAUUUUCUUUGCUCUGGUUUCAGUUUAUAAUUAAAUGUGGUUUGAAAUGAU